This is a messenger RNA of Diorhabda sublineata, 5698 nucleotides long. RefSeq lists its product as uncharacterized. Lineage: Eukaryota; Metazoa; Arthropoda; Insecta; Coleoptera; Chrysomelidae. The record is from RefSeq and is a predicted model, not a curated record. The coding region runs from base 112 to 1212 and encodes 366 amino acids. The transcript is spliced from 5 exons.
AUAUUUUUUUAAGGUUUGAAUAACGAUCAAAUGCAAUUUUUUCUUAUCGUUAUCAAUAUUCAGUGAGGAACAAAGUAAUAUCCGGUAAUAUUAAAUUAUAUCUGUGACAGGAUGUCUAAGCCUAAAGUUUUAAUAUUAGGAGGUUGUGGUUUUAUUGGCCGCAACUUGAUCGUCUAUUUAGUCAAAAAUGAUCUCGUUAGUGCAAUAAGAAUUGUUGAUAAAGUACCACCACAAGUUGCCUGGUUAAACGAUGUACAUGGGGAUGCAUUCAAAAAUGAAAUUGUUGAAUUUAAGAGUGCUAAUUUAAUAAAUAUAGAAUCUUGUAAAAGUGCUUUCAGUUCUUCUGACGAUACUGUAUGGGAUCUCAUUGUAAACUGUGCAGGUGAAACGAAGUCUGGUCAAACAGAUCCUGUUUACAAUGAGGGUAUUUUGAAAUUGAGCUUAAAUUGUGCCAAAGAAGCUGCCCUACAAAAAGCCAAACACUAUAUAGAACUAUCUUCUGGUAAUAUGUAUUCAUCUGAGAAGACUGUACAUAAAGAAGAUGGACCGAUUGAACCCUGGACUUUCGUAGCUAAAUGGAAAAGACAGGUUGAGAAGAAACUGGCCGAAAUACCAGACUUAACUUACACCGUCCUCAGACUACCAAUAGUAUAUGGACUUGGCGAUAAAAACGGGCUUAUGCCGAGAAUAAUCGCUGCUUCUAUAUACAAACAUGUAGGGGAAACUAUGAAAUUAUUAUGGAACGCAGAUUUACGAAUCAGCACUGUUCACGUAAAUGAUGUUUGUCGGGCUAUUUGGUUUGUGGGAAAUAGAGAAGAUACAAAUGGACAGAUUUACAACGUUGUAGACGAGGCAGAUUCGACGCAAGGUUCGAUCUCCAAUGUACUAUCCGAUUUAUUUAACUUAAAAGUAGAUUAUUACGGUAAUCUGGUAUCAGCAGUAGUGGAUUUGGUAGGCGCCGCAGACGAUGCCAACGACAAACAUCUAGCUCCUUGGGCAGAAGCUUGUAGACAAGACGAUAUACAAAAUACGCCUCUAUCACCUCAUAUGGAUUCAGAAUUAUUGCUCCAUAAACAUUUAAGACUCGACGGUAACAAAUUGAAGCAAUUGGGCUUCAGUGUUUCACAACAGCAACCCACCGCUGAAAAUAUUAAAGAGAUUAUUGAUGAUUUUGUAAAAAUGAAAGUUUUUCCUAGAUCUUUGGCUCCUUAAAUUCUUUUUUUUUUUUAAUUAUAAUCGAUAAGAUUGUAUCUAAGUAAUAAAUAUUUUUGUAUGUAUCAUGAAACGUGGCCUUAAUAAUGUUAUUCUGGCUGGGUUUCACCAAUUCCUGGUUUCCUGGACAAUCAACUGAUUUUUUUUUGUUUGAAUAUAGUUUGCUUCUUUUACUUCUCAUAAAAUCCUGUUGAUAAUAUUUAGCACCAGCUUUUUAAUUCUCGAUAUAUUGUCUAGAGUUUCUUUGGACUUAUAACUUGCCUCUAACUCCUAGUCAAGUUUUUAUGAGCUCAUUUGAUACUUUCGCUCUAUACUUUCCUUUUAGUAAGUGCAAAAUAUAAUUGUAGGUGUUGUUUACAGUGGUUUCUAUAUUCCGAAAUAACUAAACGUUCUUCCACUAUUAUAUCCAAAUUUAUUCAUAAAUGUUUUUAUUUCUUCUUGGUCACUUGUUAUUAAGACAAUCCAAUUAAUGCAAAAGUCUUUUUCGCAGUCAGAACGACACAAAGGAUCCUUCUGCAUGAAUAUAUUGAAUUAAUAUUGUUAUUUCUGGAAUUUUUUGGAUCUUCCCCUGCUUUAUCCUUCCCUAUCUUCGUUAAAGUUUUCCUGCCUGUCGUCACUUGUGAUUUUUGUCUCUACUUCCAGUCCCAUCUCUAUUAUCAAAAAUUUUUCAUUCAAUAGUCACAAUUUUUAUAUUUUUCAAAAGAAUUUUUCCACUUUUAUAUCCAAAUUUAUUCAUAAAGAUUCUUAGCUGUUCUUGUUCGCUUUUUAAUAUAACAAUAAAAUUGAUACAAAAGUCCUUUUCGCAGUCAGAACGACACAAAGGAUCCUUCUGCAUGAAUAUAUUGAAUUAAUAUUGUUAUUUCUGGAAUUUUUUGGAUCUUCCCCUGCUUUAUCCUUCCCUAUCUUCGUUAAAGUUUUCCUGCCUGUCGUCACUCGUGAUUUUUGUCUCUUCUUCCAGUCCCAUCUCUAUUAUCAAAAAUUUUUCAUUCAAUAGUCACAAUUUUUAUAUUUUUCAAAAGAAUUUUUCCACUUUUAUAUCCAAAUUUACUCAUAAAGAUUCUUAGCUCUUCUUGUUCGCUUUUUAAUAUAACAAUCCAAUUGAUACAAAAGUCCUUUUCGCAGUCAGAACGACACAAAGUAAUCUUAUUUAAUAGUAUAUCUCUAAUAUCGUUAAUCAUUAUCCUUUCAGGAGUUUUUUGAGUUUUUCAUUGAUUUUAUUGCUAUUUAGUACAGUAACAUAGACAAACCAGUGCACUACUUGAUACUGUCCUAUUUAUUUUACAAUUUUCCUUCAAAAUGAUCAUUAUUUUUGACUUUUCUAAAUAUUUUCCACUUUUAUAUACAAGUUAUAUUUGUUCUUCUUGUUCCCUUGCAAUUAAGACAAUUCAUAGUACUUUUUACAGUCUGAAGGACUCACAGUACUCUUCUCAGGCAGUAUAUUUCGAAUAUAAUUAACAUUAUCCUUCCAGGAUUUUUUUGUAGCUUUUAUUUGAUAUUCUUGUUUUUUAAUAAUUUUUUAUUGUAAACCUAAUGGGGUAGACUUAUAAUCUGACCCCCUUCUCAAAGCACGCUCCUAGCUACUAAUAGGACAAUUCAAUAUAAUCUUUUAUCCUUUUUGCAGUCAAACUAUUCUUCUUUAUCGAUACACAUUCUAAUAUGAGUUAAAUCAUUAUUUUUCCAUGACUUUUCCUUAUUUUUGUUUUAUUUUUUGAUUAUAGCCUCGUUUUAUUUGUUGUUAAUAGAUCCAGGAAGACAAACUAGUACAGUACUUGGACCUACUCCGUCCCAAUAUUGCUACUAGAACAAUUCAAUAAAUUUUAUCUAAAAAUAAAAUUUUGUAUAUGGUAUAAACUUUACCAUUUUGUGCUUUUCUUAAACGUAAACUGUUGAAGAUUUUAUUAUAAACUGUGAUAAAAUGCCUUUUCGGUUUUUCCGCUCAGUAAAAUUGUAAAAUUAUUUUUAAAAGUAGAUAGAAGUUUAACUGUGCUAUUUUUUUUAAAGUUCUUGUUAUGAAAAUUGCACUGUUUUCAAAUUCAGUACUUAAUUUUUUAAUAUUUUUUAUGAAUCGUGAUAAUUCUAUCUAUUUGUGGAAAUGAAAAAUUUAUUAAAUGUUUACACAUUGUGUAGUUACUUUAUAUGUGAUUCUAAUGUUCUAUUUACACUUUUUAUAUUCAACUAUUUUCUCUAAUAUCCACUGUUAAGAUUGAGUCUUAUCUUAUCGUUAAAUUUAACUGUAACUUUUUUCGAAACGAUGUAUGUUCUUUUCUACGAUAUUCUCAUCUCCAUAUAUAUCCAAUAUAUGUAUGUAUGUGUUUUAUUCUUAUGAUAAAACUCUUCAUCUUAUUAACCUGUUACUGCUUUCUAUUAAAGGAAAAACGAAAUUGUAACAUUUUAGAAGGAGGUAAUCUCAAAGGAACAUACAUCAAUACCACCUUCAGAAUCAGUAUGCUACUGUUUAAUAGUUUAUUGUACUAUUUAGAAAAGUGGAAAAAAACACUUAUUUAGAUGUUUUUUGGUAUCUCAUAAGCAAUAUUGUUAAGACAUCUACUAAAUUGUACCGGUCACUAAUUUUUCACUGAAUGUUCUAUCUACAAUUUACUUCCUACAUCCCAUCAUAUCAUUUUCCACGUCCAACGAUUUUUUUGUUCAAUAUUUUCUUCACUAGCCUCAUUAAAGAUUGUGUUUGCUAAGUAGUACUUAUCAAAAUUUUCCAUUUUUAAAUAAAGAUUCUAUCCAUUGCACCUUAAAUAAUUUCAUUUUUGUCGCCGAUUUCUACAUUAUCCUUCUUUUUAAAAUCUACUUCCAUCCUUUGCUAGUCCAACUAUAUUUUUUGCUCAAUGUCUUCUUUAUUAUUUCAUUUUAUUAUAUUUUCACUUUUUCUUAUUAACUUUCCAUCUGUUGUUUGCCCUGUUGCUUCUGUCACUUUUGAAAUCCAUUUUUUCUCUUUGUUUUCCUCUUUCAAAAGUUCUAUACCUUCACUAUCCUUCUUCGAAGAUUCUUUACUUCUUUAUUCAUUUAUCCAAUUAUACCAUUUUGGUUAAUGGUUUCUCCACUAUCCUCUGAAUGCUGUUUCCAAUUUACCUCUACCAACCAAUCAAAUUCUGGACGUUGUUUUCUUCGAUGUUCUUGUCCAGAGGUUCUUCUCUUUUUUUCUAUGGUUUACUUUCAUAUUUUCCACGUCUAAUAAUAUUUUCUGUCCAAUUUUUUCUCUUUCAAAACUUCUUUACUGUUUAUCUCGAGUCCCUUUUAUCCUUUGUGCAUUUAACCAUUUGUUUGCUCGAAAAUCCCUCCACCAUCUCUCUUCAAACAUUCUUUUUCCUAUUAACUUUAACAUUUUCUGUCCCAACCGUUCCAUUUUUGCUUAACGAUUUCUCCAUCAUCCUGUAAAUGUUAUCACCAAUCUACUUCUAUCCUUUGAACCUCCACUUAUUUCAUAUUUAGUCGUAAAUUUCUACAUUAUCCUUCAAUCGCUCGUUCGCCGAUUCCUUCACUAUCUCUCUUUAUGGAUUCUUUUUCCUAUUUACUUCUCCAUUUACUUACCAAACUUUCCCAAUUUUGGUAAAUUAUUUGUCAAUCUUCCAAAUGUUGUCUCCAACCUACCGCUAUCCUCUCCAAUCUGCUUCUAUUUUUGAUGCAUGGAAACAUUUCCUUUUUGGACUAUUUUCAUCCAAAGCUUCUAUAUCCAAGUUACUUAACCAUUGGUAUCUAAAAAUUACAUUUUUGCUGGUUUACUUCUUCACUUUCCUCUUCUAAAUCUUUCAUCUCUCACUUUACUUUUACCCUUUAAACAUUCAAUCAUUUCAUUAUUGGUCGAUCUUCUCUUCGCUACACUGCUCCUCUUUUCGUCAUGGAUUUUUUUUGUGAUACGAUGAUCCUUGGAUUGCCCUUUGCUUGUAUAUACAAAAAUGUCCUCCGAUUCCUUAUCAAAGAUUAUUACUGAUGAUGGUUCAGUUAAAGUUGUGUCGUUCUAGGAUUUUCCAAUAAUAUCUAGAAUAAUCGAGAUGGUGUUGGUUCGAAGGACAUUAUGUACUUAAAUUCUAUAUAGAUUAUUAUAGAUUGCUACAAAUAAAAUGCUAAAGCGCUUUUUUGCUUCAAUUGCUAUUUUUGAAAUAUAUUUAAGUCGACGUUUCCAUAGUUUAUAAGUUUCGAAUAUUUUUGAAAUUUUGCUCAAUGUUUAAUCAAACCCCACAAUUUUUUUAACGAAGUUAGUAUUAUUACGUUAAAUAUCAAGUAUUCUAAAUUACUAUUAUACAAAAAAUUGUUCUAAAAAUCAUACUGAAAUUUUCAAAAAUUAUUUUUUUUGUAAUAAUUUAAGUGAUUAAGUGAUAACCAACAUUCCAGUUUACUAUAAUUUGUUAAAGUGUCAAUUUCAGGAUAAAAUUGCUCAAUUUUCACCCUUUGCGGUUAUCAGUACUGAGCUUUAUUUUCGUACUGUUAUAAACUAAAUAUUAUAUUGUUAUUGUAUUAUAUCCGUAUUAAAUUAAAA